AUGAUCGAUACAACUCUGGCCUGGCCUAUUCUUUUUACUCCUGAUGAAAUACAUUCAGAAGAACCUAGUGAUAAUAUUAUAUUAUCCCUCAAGAAAAACUUUUUUACCAAUACCAUCCCAAUGAUUAUCCCGUUUGUAAAUAUUUUUCUAGAAAACCUUACUAUCCCACCACAACAAACGGAUUGGGUUGAUAUUAACACGAUUCACUUUACUCAGCUGAAAGUGGGUGAUGCAUCAUUGGACAUGUCGAGUCCUAAUAAUUUAUUUCUUUCUAUUGAGGACAUCAAUCUUGUAAUGCCAGACAUUGGAUUUGUUUUAAAAACACCUUUACUCACUUGCGAUGGAAAAGUCCGGGCUGUCAUUAACAUUACGGACGCAAAAGUGUUGUUAACUACACAUCGUCUCGUAAAUGGAUCUCUACGGUUGAAGGUUAUGGAAACGAAUAUUUCUUGGAAGAAUAUACAGACCCAUCACACACUUGAAGGGACAGGAUGUAGUUUUAUGGAAAAGAUAAUUGCCGCUCUACUUGGUAAUCUUGAUGAUUUCAUUGCAAAAACAAUGAAAAAAGAGGUCCCAGAGAAAGUGGGUCCACUUGUAGAAAAUAAAGCAAGGGAUUUCCUUGACAGUCUUCCGGUCCUAUUCACUAAGGAUCCGGAUAUUACAUUUGAAAGAAUAAUAUUUGAAAUGAAAUUAAAUCCAAAAACGUCAGAUUUUAAUACCCAAUUCCCAAAGAGAUUAUAUCGAAAUGAACCGCAUCAUCCUCAAACAGAUUUUGGACUGCUCUUCAGUGAAAUCACAAUAAACAAUUUUGUACGCUACCUUCGCAGCAUUGGUAAACUUAAUCAAACAAUAGCAUUACCCUCGGAAUACGAUUCUUCACUAAUUGAAUCUAUCUACCCUGAGGUAUACAAAUAUUGUCCAAAUUGUCCCUUUUCCGUAAGGUUUGAUGCAAAAAUUCCACCUUUGGUAGAACUGAAUUUAAACCAAUCUUCCAUUGUUCACGUUACGAAUGGUUUUGUUGGUUUAAGUAUGAUACCUCUAUCAGGUGAUGUGAUUCCCGUAAUAGAGAUGUUGGUGAAUUUUACAGGGGGUGUAAAGAAUCUUGAAUUGACUAAAGAUGAGAGAUUAAUCUUUAACUUGACCAAUGUGAAUAUUACACUUAACGUAUUAAAAACAAAUAUUCACCCAAUAAAUGUUACGGAACUCUACAAUAAACUCUCUUGGUUUCUUAAUGAUGUUUGCAUACCUCUAUUUAAUGUCAAGUUUACGGGAAUAACGCUUCCCUCGCAGAUUUCUAAACCGGUACUGAACAUAUCAAGUAAAACGAUAUUCACAGGGUUUGAUUUCAAGUGA
Trypanosoma theileri is the source of this 1353-nucleotide messenger RNA. Its product is annotated as ESAG-like protein. Gene Ontology annotation, molecular function: lipid binding. The transcript has a single exon. The record is from RefSeq and is a predicted model, not a curated record. The coding region runs from base 1 to 1353 and encodes 450 amino acids. NCBI's taxonomy places the organism in Eukaryota, Euglenozoa, Kinetoplastea, Trypanosomatida, Trypanosomatidae.